AAAUACAGGCCUGGGGAACUCAUAUUUCUUUCCUUCCUCUGUAAUUAACCGCUGCUGGACUCUCAUUGUAAUGUCAGGCCUUAACAUAACACUAGGUUAUUUCAUCAGUGUGGUGGUAGUAUGUGGAUUUGCCAAAGCUCUGGCGACACAAUGGAGGCCACAGUGGAGUUUUCUGUCUGAGUUUAUUGCAGCUUUUGCACUUGCAGCAUGCCGACUGGAAGUGCAAACCAUUUCUGAGAUAGGUCAGUGGGCUGGAGGCCUGGGGCAGGAUGUUACCCUCACCAUGCUUUUCCUUGCAUUAACUGUCCAUGGAGUCAUCAUGCAAGGAGUCACCGGAAACCCUUCAGUUACUCUGAUGGGGUACUUACAAAAAGAGAAAGGUGCAGUAUCAUCUUCUCUCACCAUAGCAGGUCAGCUCGGAGGUGCCCAGCUUGCCCUGCUCUUUGCUGGAUGGUAUUGGGCGAUGGAGCUCACAGACAUGCAUAUGAUCAAAGUCAUGAUGAUGACUCAGUGCACUUCAUCACUAAAUGUACCCCUAAUACAGGGGACCAUCACAGAGGUCGUAAGUGCACUGUUUUUCCACCUAGUGGACCUUAGCCUUUGCCACAGGUCACAGCUGCUCCGUAUUCCCAUCCUGGCUCUGCUGCUCACCUUCCUCUAUUACACAGGAAACAAUUACACUUCUGCUUAUGUGAACCCAUCACUUGCUUAUGCGCUUACAUUCAAUUGUCCUGGACACACCUUCUGGGAGUAUGCUGUAGUCUACUGGUUUGGGCCCCUUAUUGGUAUGACCCUGGCCUUGCUUCUCUACAUGGGUAACAUCCCUUUGCUUUUCACCAAGAACCUGCUUUUCUCAAAAAAGACACGCCUUCGGCUUCCAAAAAGAAAAACAUCUGAAGAAAAAAAUUCAUGACACCCUGUGCAUUAACUUCCAAUUAUAUAUUUCCACUUUAAUGCAGAAUUCUGACAUGCCGAAGAUACAUCCUAAGUUUAGAAUAUUUAUUUUCAAGAAGGAAAAAACUAAAUUUUAUAUCUUUUGCAAAAAUAAAAUAUGCAUG
Hemibagrus wyckioides is the source of this 1058-nucleotide messenger RNA. RefSeq names its product aquaporin 12 (gene aqp12). The record is from RefSeq and is a predicted model, not a curated record. The coding region runs from base 71 to 913 and encodes 280 amino acids. Gene Ontology annotation, molecular function: channel activity. Gene Ontology annotation, cellular component: membrane; cytoplasm. NCBI's taxonomy places the organism in Eukaryota, Metazoa, Chordata, Actinopteri, Siluriformes, Bagridae. The transcript has 3 exons. Gene Ontology annotation, biological process: transmembrane transport.